This is a messenger RNA of Zingiber officinale, 1571 nucleotides long. RefSeq lists its product as uncharacterized. Gene Ontology annotation, biological process: endoplasmic reticulum tubular network organization. NCBI's taxonomy places the organism in Eukaryota, Viridiplantae, Streptophyta, Magnoliopsida, Zingiberales, Zingiberaceae. Bases 161 to 1333 code for a protein of 390 amino acids. The transcript has 5 exons. Gene Ontology annotation, cellular component: endoplasmic reticulum tubular network. The record is from RefSeq and is a predicted model, not a curated record.
CGAAAGGUAAGAAUCCAGAACCUUCUUUAUCCCUCUUCCUUCCCUUCGUCAAGUUCCGUUCGGUUCGACAAAAGCAAUUCCCUCUCCUCUCCAAUCCGACCCAAAGCUUCCCUUAUUUUCGCAUCCCCUUCCUCAAUAUACUUUUCUUUUGCUUCCCUAUAUGGCCGUGGAGGAUGCCGUCCCUGUCGCAUUAGUGCAGCACACAUCGGCUCCGGCAGAGCCGUCUCCUCCCCCCAAGAAGCAGCGGAGGGGCUUUCUCUCUAGGCUUUGGCGCGGAAUCUUCGGGCGGGGGAAGGAAGACUACGAGAAGCGGCUGCAGUACCUGUCCAAGGAGGAGGCUGCAGUGCACUCGCGAUUGAAGCGGCGGGCGCAGACUUCCCGCCGGAUCGUCCGCAAUCUUGUCGUUCUUUCCGUCCUAUUGGAGGUUGUAGCUGUCGUUUAUGCUAUCAUGACAACUAGAUAUGCAGAUCUGAGCUGGCAGAUGAGGGCAAUUCGAGUUCUACCUAUGUUUGCUUUGCCUGUUUUAUCUUCUGUUAUCUAUUCAACACUUGUAAGCUUCACGAGAAUACUUGAUCGCAAGGACCAGAAAACUCUGGAAAAGCUGCGAGCAGAGAGGAAAGCGAAGCUUGAUGAACUCAAGGAAAGAACAAACUAUUAUGCGACACAACAACUUAUUCAGAAAUAUGAUCUCGAUCCUGCUGCAAAGGCUGCAGCAGCAACAUUUCUAGCAUCAAAGUUGGGGGCUGACACUGGUCUGAAAAUUUCUCUUGGAGACAAACUGAAUACAAAUCCUCUUGUAGAAAGCAAUGAUACAGAGCCUGUUCAAACCUCAGGGCUCAGGAAUCGGAAACAACCACAUGCAAGAAGCAAUACAACUGGAAGUACCACUGCUACUACAUGGGCAAGUGAAUCUGAUGAGGUUGGGACUGAACAGGAAAUUGCAGCACAGACUCAGAAGGUUGUUGAGCACUACAAUGGCUCUGGCUCCAAUGAUGGUGGUUGGGUUGCUCGAUUAGCUGCAUUACUUGUGGGUGAGGAUCCUUCACAAAGUUAUGCACUAAUAUGUGGCAACUGCCAUAUGCAUAAUGGACUUGCUCGGAAAGAGGAUUUUCCUCAGAUAACAUACUACUGUCCUCAUUGCCAUGCCUUGAAUACAUCUGGACAAUCAGCGGAGUUGACCAGGGGCAUUCCAUCCUCUACAGUUGAACAGAAUUCUGGUGAAAAUGCUGCAAAGAAUGAUUUUACAAGCAGCAUAAAAAAAGUUCCUGAUGAGCCAUUAGAUGACCACCAGGAUGAGGACAAAGCAUCUACCUCCCCAAAAGCUAGUUCAUAAGUAUGGUUUAUAAACACUCGUGGCUGCACUCUGUUCCUUCGUUUGUAGUUGAUGGACAACUGCAUCUUAUAAUGUACCAUACAACCAAAAGUGUAUAUUUUACGGAAAGUGCCAUUUCGACGUUAGGGGUAAUCAUUUUGAGGUAUCUGCAGCAAUGUCAGUUCGAGUUUCCCCGAGUUAGAUCAGAUUUUAUCCCACAGCAGUUAGUUAAAUUUCAUGUGCUCUCUGAAUUGAACAA